GUUGAAAUGCACACCAGCAAACACCAGGUGGAGAACGAGCAAGCUCUCUCCGAAGGCAGCUUCCAGGAACAUGGUUUUGCGACAGAGACCAGAGCAGUUGCACCAUCACAGCCCCUGGUUCCUUCUACUGAGACCCAGCCGCAGUUUCAGCCGGAGCCGUACAUGACGUCCGACCACAUGACGGGAGAGGCAUGCAGGGGCCAGGCAGAAGUGGAAGUCUGCUCGGUCCCCAGUGCAGAAGGGCCGUGGGCUCAUAAAGGAAACGAACUGCUUCCAGCCGAGGACCGUACGAGCGUCCCACCGACCACAGAGGUCGAGUUCCCAGAGGAGAGGAGGGCGAUGGAUGCAAGUUCGUGGAAGGGCCAUAAAACGAGGGAGCCGGUGUCGUUGAUGGAGAGGGAGAAGACGAUGCGGAACCUGGUAGACAUGCAGAGGAAGGUCGAGGAGAAGCAACAGAGAGACAGAGACAGACAGCUGCUACGGCUUCAGGAGCGACUUUCGAUUGUUCAGAACAAAAAGGCAGAGGAGGAUCUGCUAGGUCUGAAACAGAAAGAAGCACUGGAGCACCUCACACACAAUCUGCCACAGGAAGAUAAGCUUCAGCAGAAGACCGUGGUCCGAGCCCGGCUAGACCAGCUGAGGAGAGAGAGAUCCUGUGUGAUGCAGUCCAAACGAGACCGGAACACCGCUGGCUUUAAACAACUCCUGGGUCCGGUGGUCCACAGUUCAGACACAGCACAGCACAGAAUAACACAAAGUCAACCGCUUUCACACAAUACCAGCCAGCCACCACCCCAUUGUGUAACGCAUGCAUGCAACGCAUCCCCUACUGAUGAAAUGGUUUAACAGAUCAUUCAGAACUGAUGUAAGGAUUGCAUCUGAUCCAAUACCAGUGUUCCCAAUCUAUUUUAUUGCUUCCAUUGAUCGUAGCGUGUUUUAGAACAAAUGCACAAAUUCAUGAAUCCUUUUCUUGUUCACGUCCUUUACAUGAACAAGAAACAUUUAACCAAACUGGUUCAUCAUUUGUGUACACAGCCAUGACUUGACAAAGAGCACGUCUUGUGAAUGACCCGUGAAUGAGACUUGGUGAAGAAUAGUGAAUAUAAAUACCAAGAAAUAAAGAUUCAACAAAGACAACGGUCCUAUAUGGUAACUUUUUAAUAUAGUUCAUCUUGACAGAUAGGCAUAAACACGCUCAAUCAUUAGCAAUUGACCUCAAGUCUUCUGUAGGUUCUCUGUGGCCUGAAUAAGAUGAUACAAUACAUGCCACCAGCCUAGAGAGGUUCCCGUCCACACUCCUCUAUGUCCACAUAACAUUAGCAACAGAACAGGUAAACCCACAGGCUAUUUUGAAACAUAAGUGCUGUGACCUCAGAAUGGACCGUAGAUGCACCUCAGCACUAGAACAAGUAUUUACAGGCUCAUUGGGAGAG
Gadus macrocephalus (Pacific cod) is the source of this 1433-nucleotide messenger RNA. RefSeq lists its product as uncharacterized. The record is from RefSeq and is a predicted model, not a curated record. The transcript has 5 exons. Bases 7 to 846 code for a protein of 279 amino acids. Lineage: Eukaryota; Metazoa; Chordata; Actinopteri; Gadiformes; Gadidae.